Triticum turgidum subsp. durum (durum wheat) is the source of this 858-nucleotide messenger RNA. Lineage: Eukaryota; Viridiplantae; Streptophyta; Magnoliopsida; Poales; Poaceae. The record is from the annotation of a GenBank genome assembly.
AUGGCCAAGCCGACGGUGCCUCGGAUGAAGCUGGGCUCGCAGGGGCUGGAGGUCUCCGCGCAGGGCCUCGGCUGCAUGGGCAUGUCCGGCAACUACGGCCCCGCGAAGCCAGACGACGACAUGCUCGCGCUCCUCCGCCACGCCGUCGCCGCCGGCGUCACUCUCCUGGACACCUCCGACGCCUACGGGCCCUUCACCAACGAGCUCCUUCUCGGCAGAGGAUGGGUGAAGCUGGCGCUCGCCUUCAAGGGCGUGAGCUACGAGGACGUGGAGGAGAACCUGUACAACAAGAGCGAGCUUCUCCUCAAGUCCAACCCGGUGCACAAGAAGAUACCCGUGCUCAUCCACAACGGCGCCCCGGUCUGCGAGUCCAUGAUCAUUGUGCAGUACAUCGACGACGUGUUCACCGGCACCGGCCCGUCGCUUCUGCCCGUGGACCCCUACGAACGCGCCGUUGCUCGCUUCUGGGUGGCCUACGUUGACGACAAGCUGGUAGCCCCAUGGAGGCAGUGGUUGAAGGGCAAGACAGAGAAGGAGAAAUCCGAGGGAAAGAAGCAGGCGUUCGCGGCGGUGGAGGUCCUGGAAGGGGCCCUGAGGGAGUGCUCCAAGGGAGGGGGUUUCUUCGGCGGGGACGGCGUCGGGCUCGUCGACGUUGCGCUGGGAGGCGUGCUGUCGUGGAUGAAGGUAACCGAGGUGCUGUCCGGUGACAAGAUCUUCGACGCUGCCAAGACCCCGCUCCUGGCCGCGUGGGUGGAGCACUUCAGCGGGCUCGACGCGGCCAAGGCAGCCCUGCCGGACGUGGGCAGGCUGCUUGAGUUCGCCAAGGCACGAGAGGUUGCCGCUGCAGCGUCUAACUGA